Messenger RNA from Anarrhichthys ocellatus (wolf-eel), 2280 nucleotides. Its product is annotated as probable E3 ubiquitin-protein ligase HERC1. NCBI's taxonomy places the organism in Eukaryota, Metazoa, Chordata, Actinopteri, Perciformes, Anarhichadidae. The coding region runs from base 1183 to 1827 and encodes 214 amino acids. Gene Ontology annotation, molecular function: ubiquitin-protein transferase activity. The record is from RefSeq and is a predicted model, not a curated record. The transcript has 3 exons.
CACACACACACACACACACAGCUGCUCCUCUGCUGGCUUUGGAUUGAAUUCUGCCAGACGAGCUGUCAAAUGUCUCACCAUGAUAUUAUAAUCUGUUGUUGACAGAACCGUGAAUACGUGAUUUAAUUUGAGGGUUUUGUAGCCGAUCUGUUGAAUCGUUCAUUCAGUCAAAGAGAGAAACGCUCUCGCUGACUGAUUAUUCAACAAUUCCAUGAAACUUUUGGUUUCUGCCUGACCAUAGAGAGACUGAACAUACUGACGAGAGACCAGUAACUCUACAGAUAUGAGCUCGCUGAUGAGUAACGAGAACUUUCAAACUACAUUUGAGGUCAUUUAAGCUCAGUUUAUUCUCUCCGCAGUGAAGAGACACAGAAUGAUGUCAUCAUGGCCGCUGCAUCGGGCUGCACCUCCGAGUGUUUGUAACGUUUUAGAAGCUUUAGAAGAACUCUUAAAACUCUUCAUUUGAAUAAAUAUUUUGCAGCCAAAUCAAAUAGUUUACAGGAUAUUCAACCUUUAUUUCUUUAUGAGGCUUUUAAUACUUGACUUCUUUAUUUGCAUGGCUUCUAUAGGGACAAUAAAGAGUUUACAGAUAAUGAUAAUCCCUCCUCUCUAUUGUGGAGGUCAGUUUAUUACGUGUAGCCGGUUACACCUCCAGUCUGUUCCUGUCUCUGAGUUCCACUAGUUGUCUUUUGAUUGAGUAGAAACGACUUCACGCUACGGCGCUGAGAGCGAGUACAGACGAAGCUUAAACCACGUUCACCAGAGUUCUCCUGUAAAAAACAUCGCGGUCACAUUUGACCUUUGUGACCACUGAGCUCAAACUGCCACGAACGACAUAAUAAAUAUUAUUCAGAGAAACGAAAGAGAUUUCAGAGAGAACGGAGAACAGGAAAGUCUUUAAAAGAAGAGUUCUCUCCAGAUGAAUUAAACAUCAUUCAACCUGAACGCUGCUUCUCUGUUCAGUUUUGACUCAAGAAACCGGAGAGGUCCGGAUGUUCAUAAUGUUGCAAUAAAAUUAUAUAAAUCCUUAAAUACAUAUGUAGCUGGAGAGAUAUCAGAGAUAUGUGAUGCUGUCUGUUCAAUGAGGAGGCUCUCGUGCAUCGUCGUCUGUAGUCAUUGUUGUCGUGUUUCUAGUCGUCUCGAUGAGUAGUGAAACAUGUUGCGUUACUCUCUGCCUCUCAGAUGAUUCCUCUGGAUUCCUUCGUCGGGCAGAGUGCCGAUGGCAAGAUGGUUCCCAUCAUCCCCGGAGGAAACAGCAUCCCGCUCACCUUCUCCAACAGGAAGGAGUACGUGGAGCGAGCCAUCGAGUACCGGCUGCACGAGCUCGACCGACAGGUGGCGGCGGUGCGUGAGGGCAUGUCGUGGAUCGUGCCGGUGCCGCUGCUCUCCCUGCUGACGGCCAAGCAGCUGGAGCAGAUGGUGUGCGGCAUGCCGGAGAUCUGCUGCGACGUGCUGAAGAAGGUGGUGCGCUACAGGGAGGUGGACGAGCAGCACUCCCUGGUGCAGUGGUUCUGGCAGACGCUGGAGGAGUUCUCCAACGAGGAGCGGGUCCUCUUCAUGCGCUUCGUCUCCGGACGCUCCCGGCUGCCCGCCAACACGGCCGACAUCUCCCAGAGGUUUCAGAUCAUGAAGGUGGACCGGCCGUACGACAGCCUGCCGACCUCUCAGACCUGCUUCUUCCAGCUGCGUCUGCCUCCGUACUCCAGCCAGGCCGUCAUGGCCGAGCGGCUGCGCUACGCCAUCAACAACUGCCGCUCCAUCGACAUGGACAACUACAUGCUGUCCAGGAACGUGGACAACGCGGAGGGCUCCGACACGGACUACUGACACACACACACACACACACACACACACACACACACACACGGGUGACUGUAUUGUCUGAACACCAUCGCUGCACCAGUCGAAGGAAAACUCCCGAGCAGGCGGGCCACUUUUUAAAAACCCAUUUUAUGUACUUUAACAGCAGAGUUUCAGUUCUCCUGGUGGUUUAUUAGCAGUUUUUAAAUGACAACAAUCCACGCGAGAAGUGUGUUUAGUGUUAACUCUUUGGUUGCUCAUUACUCCACAUCCCAUUUUCAGGGUUUCUGCAUGGAGGUUUGUUUAUUAGUUUGGAAAUGUGUAUAAAAUAUUCAAGCAGGCGGCCGAAGAAAAGAAUAUUGUACAUUGUGUAAAAUGCUUCAUUAGGAAAAUGUUUUGCAUAAUAUCCAUAUUUAUUGUGUUCAUGGCCGAUGCCGAGUUUCCCAAAGCAUUAAACAACAAUAAAUGCUGCACAACUGA